AUGAGUAAUGAUAUAACAGAUCAGCUUCAAACAGAUUUGGCUUCAGAAAAUUAUUUUUCAAUCUGUCUUGACGAAAGUACAGAUGUAACUUCACAGGCGCGACUAGCAGUCUUUGUUAGGUUCAGUAGUGUUAAUAUUAUGAGGGAAGAAUUAAUAAAAUUAAUGACGAUUUCUACUAAAACAACUGGUCAAGAUAUUAUGAAUGUAGUACUUAAAGAAUUCGCCAAUUUAAAAAUAAAUAUAAAUAAUAUUGUUUCAAUAACUACGGAUGGUACCCCUAAUAUGGUUGGCAAACACAAUGGAUUUGUUCAACUUUUUUCGAAAGAAAUUUCUCUUCCGUUAAUCAGUUUUCAUUGUUUAAUACAUCAAGAAGCGUUGUGUGCUAAAGACAGCUUGAAAUCGCUUCAAAAUGUAAUGGAAGUAGUUACAAAAGUUGUCAAUUUCAUUACAUCUCGUGCUUUAAAUAACCGACAAUUUACUAAAUUAUUAGAUGAAGUUGAAUCACAAUACGCUGGCCUUUUAAUGUAUAACAGUGUUCGUUGGUUGAGUCGUGGUCAAGUUCUUCAUCGAUUUGUUGAAUUAUUAGAAGAAAUACGAUUAUUUUUAUUCGAAAAAUCUCAAGACUAUCCAGAACUUAAAGAUUUAAAUUGGUUGAACGAUUUAAUGUUUUUCACUGAUUUUACUACAAUGUAUAAUGAAUUAAAUAAAAAACUUCAAGGGCCCGGUCACAUAGUCUUAUCAAUCAGUAUUAAAACCGAAAACCUAAUUCUUAUUGAGUGGAAAAGUCUACCAAAUUCAUUUACAUCCAUGAAAAAAUUAGCACUUUCAUUAUUGACUAUGUUUGGUUCUACAUAUACAUGUGAGCAGCUAUUUUCCUCCAUGAAUUUUAUCAAAUCCACUUUGAGAAAUCGUCUUGGAACAGAUAUCAGUGCAACAUGUAUUCAAUUAAAAUCUACAAAUUAUAAUCCCAGGAUUGAUUCGUUAGCUGGAAAUAUGCAGCAACAAAUUUCUCAUUAA
Messenger RNA from Rhopalosiphum padi (bird cherry-oat aphid), 1017 nucleotides. RefSeq names its product general transcription factor II-I repeat domain-containing protein 2A-like. Lineage: Eukaryota; Metazoa; Arthropoda; Insecta; Hemiptera; Aphididae. The transcript has 2 exons. Bases 1 to 1017 code for a protein of 338 amino acids. The record is from RefSeq and is a predicted model, not a curated record.